ACGCCAGAUGGCGUACCAGACAAGCGGCUCAGCUGGCUGAGAUUGCUGAGAAUAGGUGAGCUUGAUUAGUCGCCAACUGGAGGCAAUCGUCGACUUGGAAUUGUUUCAUACACAGAUGAAAGUUAUCUUCCGUUCGGCAUUAACAAAUGCAUUUGUGUGCGCGACAACCGGUUUACAAGAUCGAAUGCUAGCCAAUGACGAUGUCGAUUCUACGCAAACCGCCGAGACUUUCCCUCCUCGUCUGACAGACCGAGCAAGACGCACGAACGGCGUGCUUCGUAACCUUCGUAACAUAUGUCGUAAUAAAAACAAUUGCUGUAGUUAACAGUGCGCUUAAGCCCGAACGUGACUGCGCACAUUUCAUCGGGAUUAGAUAAAGAAGACGGCUUUCAAGCAAAGUGAAUAGCUGAUAGCCAACUCUGCAAAUUGUUGAGCAUUGGGAUUUUUUCUCAUUUGAGAAUAUAUUUAAAAAAAUACAGAAAUGGAUCUUCCACUCAUGAGUGAUUAUUUGGAAACGUAUUCUGGCAGGGAUAAGAUGUUAAGAACCCUGUCUUAUACAGCAAAAUUACUUACUGUGUGUACUUCGUCCAAGAGUACGGAAAAGAAACUCAAGACCUUUGGAAGCCAGAUGAGCGAGUGCAGAGUGAUGUUGCGCUUACUGGAUGAUCUUCCGAUGCUUCACUGUGUGAUAACAUAUGGAUGGGGCAAGCAGGAACCUGACUGGUUGAUUAGAUGGAGUCAAGUGAUCCAAAAUGUAGUAGACAUUGUUUAUUCUCCCAUAGAGACCAUUGCUUGGGCUGGUCAGCAUAAUAUAGUGUCGAUUAAUAAUGACAAGUGGGAUCUUGCUACAACUUGGUUUUGGAUAGUUUCCUUACACCUGUCCUUAUUAAAGACGUUGAGACUAUUACAAAAGCUUCAGAAAUACAAAAUAGGAUUAAAAGGGAAUAAUUCUAAUAUGCAAACCAUGAAAGACCUUAAUAAGCAGCAGCAAAGUGCACUAUUGACGUGCACACGUACUGUGCUGGAUAUUUCUUAUGCAAUUAGCUAUUUACCACCUGGAGUACUUUGGGGAGGCCGUUUAAAAACGUGGCACGUUGGAGCACUUGGUACAAUAUCGUCAUUAAUUGGACUUUGUCAAGCUCUCAGUCGUCAAAUGAAAAAUUGAAAAUGUUUCUGAUAAUCGUUGAGAGGAGGUUUUUAUCGUUACAAUGAUUGUGAAAAAUGUAGGUGUGUAUAUAUUAUGGUGGUUGCGUUGUACAUAUAUUGAUAAUGUAAAAUAAAAAGUAUUACCACGUAUAUUAGUAUCAAAUAUUUUUGGAUCAACAAUAGCGAAAUAUAUUCUUCUGAUAACUUA
Solenopsis invicta (red fire ant) is the source of this 1354-nucleotide messenger RNA. RefSeq names its product peroxisomal membrane protein 11C (gene Pex11c). Gene Ontology annotation, biological process: peroxisome fission. Bases 482 to 1165 code for a protein of 227 amino acids. The transcript is spliced from 5 exons. The record is from RefSeq and is a predicted model, not a curated record. Gene Ontology annotation, cellular component: peroxisomal membrane. Lineage: Eukaryota; Metazoa; Arthropoda; Insecta; Hymenoptera; Formicidae.